AAAUCACUGAAGAAAAACGUGUGCAGGUACGUGGGUUUAGCAGGUCGAUAUAUCGAGCAGCUUGAGCUAGCUUCAGCCAGUAGCAGCAGGCAGGAUCGCAGUGUGUGCGUGCUCUGGCUGAUCCUACAGCUGCGUGCUGCUUCAGAACUCCAUGCUUCGCAAUGGACGACCAGCAACUAGCCCAGCUGGAGCUGGUGUGCCAGCAGUUCUACGAGUCGAUGGACCUGGUGGUCCGCUCCGAGGCAGAGAAAGCUCUGGUCACCUUCUCUGAGAGCCCCGAGUCUCUACCACAGUGCCAGUUCAUAUUGGAGAGAUCCCAGAGUCCAUUUGCCCUCCUGCUGGCAGCCUCAACCCUGACUAAACUGGUGACACGAAGUACUGCCAACCUGUCAAUUCAGGACAGACUGCAGCUGAGGAGCUAUGUACUACAGUACUUGGGAAGUAACGUGUAUUUAGCACCAUACGUCACACAAGCUCUGGUCCAGCUGAUAGCCCGUAUCACCAAAGACGGAUGGUUCAACGGAGACAAGAAAGGGUUCGUCUUCAGAGACAUCCUCGACGAAGUGGGGAAGUUUCUCCGAGGGUCAGUGGAGCACUGUGUGGUGGGUGUUCAGAUCCUCCACCAGCUGGUGCUGGAGAUGAACCAGUCGGAGUCCAUGAGGUCACUGGCCAAACACCGCAAGGUUGCCAGCUCAUUCAGAGACGAGUCUCUCUUCGACAUCUUCACCCUCUCCUGCACCCUCCUCCGCCAGAUCAAUGUCAGAGAUGACACUCAGAGCUCUCUCAUCAGCUGGCUACUGAAGCUGUCCUGUGCCUGUCUCUCCUUUGACUUCAUUGGAACCUCGACUGACGAGUCAGCAGACGACCUAGCUACAGUCCAGAUACCCACCACUUGGAGAUCCAUAUUCCUGGAUAGCCACACCCUCCAGCUGUACUUUGACCUCUUCCACAACCUCAGCUCGGAGCUGGCUGCCAUGUCCCUGACGUGUCUUGUCCAGCUGGCCAGUGUGCGUCGCUCUCUCUUCACCAACACCGAGAGAGGAACGUUCCUGGCUGAACUGGUGAAGGGGGUGCGCAGCAUUCUGGAACAGCCACAGGCCCUGGCAGACAGUGAGUGCUACCACGAGUUCUGUCGUCUGAUGAUGAGACUCAAGUCCAACUACCAGUUGGGGGAGCUGAUGAGAUUAGAGGAGUAUUCUCGACUGAUUGAGCUCAUCGCCAAAUUCACCAUCUCCAGUCUUCAGUCGUGGCAGUUCUCGGCCAACAGUAUCCACUAUCUGCUGGGGUUCUGGCAGAGACUAGUCGGCUCCGUUCCCUACAUCCGCUCCACAGAGCCACACCUACUUGACACGUACAUGCCUGAGAUCACGAGUGCCUACAUCACGUCACGACUGGAAGGCCAUGGAGUCUGUCGUCAGGGACAACCUGGAGAACCCUCUUGACGACAACACAAUUGUCUCCCAGCAGCUGGACCAGAUGGCCACCAUCGGACGGUGUGAGUACAGUAAGACAUGUCAGCUGCUCAUCUCCCUGUUUGACACCUCGGCCAGUGUCUACCAGAGCCUCAUGCAGACCUCCUCCCGCCCGCCCCAGGAGCUGGCUCUGAGAGAGGGCCAGCUGACCUGGCUGGUCUACCUCAUUGGCUCUGUCAUUGGAGGCAGGAUCUCCCACACUAAUGCUGAUCACUAUGACUCCAUGGACGGACAGCUCGUCUGCAGAGUCCUGCAGCUGAUGAACAUGACUGACCUCCAUCUUCCCCAACACGGCUGUGAACAUCUCGACAAGGCCUUCCUCCACUUCUUCGAGAAGUUCAGAAUGGUCUACGUCAGCGAGGUCGUGGUCCAGAAGACGUCCAAGGUGUACCAGCCCCUCGCGGAGCAGCUGGGAAUCAAUGAUGAGUCGAUGCUCCUCAACGUCUUUGUUAGGAAGAUAGUGACAAACCUCAAGUGUUGGAUAUCCAGUAGUGUCAUAACCAACAAGACCCUCCAGCUGCUCAACGACCUCUCGGUCGGCUACAGUAGUGUCAGGAAACUAGUCAAACUCAACACCAUUCAGUUUAUCUUGGAGAACCACACGCCCGAACAUUUCCCAUUCCUGAGUGUAACCCACGGCAACCUGGACACACGAUGUCGUACGUCGUUCUACACGGCUCUCGGGAGACUGUUGGUGGUUGAGUUGGGAGAUGAUGAGGACAAGUUCUCCUCCUUCAUCAGACCCAUGACCACUGCGGCAGAGAACAUUCGUCAGAUGUUCAGUCAGCAGCAGAUGGGUGGGAUGGUCAGUGAGGAGGAGCUGAGGAGAUCGCUGGUCGGCCUGUGUCGAGACGUGCGGGGAGUCGCUCUUGCCUUCCACUCCAGAAACACAUACAUGCUCCUCUUUGACUGGCUUGCCCUCAGCUACCCUACAUACAUAGAGCUGCUGCAGAGGGCCCUCACUCUGUGGUACCACGACCCCACAGUCACCACUCCUGUUCUCAAGCUGAUUGCCGAGUUGGUCCUCAACCGCUCACAGAGACUGCUGUUUGACGUGACGUCACCCAACGGAGUCCUCCUCUUUAGAGAGGCCUCCAAGUCAAUGGUCUCCUAUGGAGAGAGGGUCCUCAGCAUUUCUGACAUUCCUCCCGACAAGGUCUACCCUCUCAAAUUGAAGGGUGUGGCCAUCUGUUUCAACAUGCUGAAAGCGGCUCUCUGCGGUAACUACGUCAACUUCGGAGUCCUCCGUCUCUAUGGCGACACGGCUCUAGACAAGGCUCUGGACAUGUUUGUCAAACUCCUUGUCUCCGUCCCUCUCAAGAACUUACUGGACUACCCAAAGGUGAGUCAGGCGUACUACGGGCUGCUGGAGGUGCUGACUCAGGACCACAUGGACUUCAUCAGUGGUCUGGAGCCGUCAGUCUUCACGUACCUCUUCUCCUCCAUCUCUGAGGGCCUCACCGGACUGGACAACAUGGUGUGCACCGGGUGCUGCAGCACUCUGGACCACAUCCUCACCUUCCUCUUCAAGAAACUGAGUCGGCAGAAGGGGGGAAUGUCGCCGAGCCCCACCACUCCAUUCCUGAGGAUUCUGGACCUGAACCCCGGGCUCCUCCAGGGAAUGCUGUCCUCCAUCAUGAACAUUAUCAUGUUUGAGAACUACAGGAACCAGUGGUCCAUGUCCAGACCUCUCCUCGGUCUCAUCCUCCUCAAUGAAGAGUAUUUCAAGAGUCUGAGGGAGAGAGUGAUAGCCAUGCAGCCAGCUGACAGACAGCCUGCCAUGGCACAAUGCUUUGACAACCUCAUGGACAAAGUGGAGAGAAACCUCCAACCACGUAACAGAGACCUGUUUACCAAGAACAUGUCAGUGUUCCGUAGAGAUGUGAGUGUGUCACUGAGAGACGUGGCACCCCAGACGUCCUCACAGACUCCCACUACCACCACCACCACCACCACCAGCGACAUGAUGGUCUAGCUCUCUCCCAGCCAGCCAGCAAGACUGUUUGUGACAUCUCCACUUAUAGGCAAUCAAUUCUUUCACCCAACACAUCACACACUCACUCUCUUUGUUCAUCAGCCACUGCCACAGUGCAGUACAACAGGUCACUUCACUGCUCCCUCCUCUUCCUCCUUCUCUCUCACCAUCCAUACAUGGCUUUUUCCGUUUGCAUUGUCUGUCUUUAAUCAAACCAGAGGUGAAUCUAUUAACUGAGAAUGAAACUGAGUAUAUAUAUAGGGGGGUAGGGGGGUAGGGGCUCUGAGGUAUAAAAUGAAUUUGUAGGAUAAAGUAAUAGAGAAAGUUAGUGACACAGGUCGGGCUCUGAUUUUGAUAUAGGGUGGUAUGUUACAUGAAAUUUAAAAAAAACCAACCUAACUACAAAUGCAACCCAAGUGAUUGGUAGAAAGUACUGACAGUCAGAGUCCUAGUGAGUGUGUUGGGGUCCAGGGAAGAACUGGAGACGAGCCAGGAGCCAGAGGUGGUCGGAGGGCAGGAGGCUGUGAGGUUGGGGUCCCAUCUUCCUCAGACUCCCUGGACUAAUGAGACUCUGUCGCCCGAGCAGACAGAACCCCGGCUGUCUGUAGUCCUCUUGAUUGAAGGGGCUGCGACGGUUGGAGGAAGUCAUCAAGAAAGAGGUAGGGGUGUAGUGGAUGUAGUCCACCAUCUCAGAUGCCUUCAGAUGGUAUGUUGUGACUGAUUUGGGACUACCACCAGACGUAGGUCGAGCUGAAUGAACACCAGUGAAACUAUGGGCAGGAGGGCUGGGUUGAGCACUGGUAGUAGCGGUGACAUCAGACGAGGGAUGAUUAGAGGAGCCAUGACCAGACGGGGGUCUUUGUGAAGAACGGCGACGAGAGGGGGGAUGGGGAGAAAUAGGCAGAGAUAAAGAUGGUACCGUGGAAGAGAAUGGAGUCGAGGCCAGGGCGAGCGGGGUUGUCGUCUGAGGCAGAGAGAAGGCGACAUUCCCGACUGAUGGGGACCUCAGGAGGCAGGAGAGGUACCGGGAUUGGCUCUCUCUGUGAGGAGUCUCUGAAGUGGUACCCGGCUACCUGGUCCCUCUUGAGUCCAGAGUAGGCGCAGCACGCCAUUCUCCAGGAACCGCAGCAGAGGAGAGGAUGGGAGACUGUUCAGGUCCCCACACACGAUGCAAGCGAGGCGGGGCUCGCCGGAAGGGGGCGUGGCAAGCCGGUCCAGCUCGGCAAGGAGGCAGACCAUCUGUGCCAGUUUCACCUCCCCUGCCUUGGGGUUGAAGAGCAGGUGGGUGGUGGCGAGGCAGAACGCCGCGGACCUUUGACCGGAGACUGGGAUCUCAAACUUUGCCACUAGUCCAACGUUGUCUCUGUCCAGGACCUUGACUCUCCUCUGGAACUCCACUGGUCUCCAGUCCAGCAGCUUCAGUCGAGAGCUGUUGUAGAACACUGCACAGCCAUCAGUGUUCUCUCCCGUCCUCUUCUUGUACAGUCCACCGUACCCUGAGACAGUGAGAACAGAGAAAGAGAACACUUUAAUGUUGGCUAGCACUAGUGGAACGAAAAGCCCAUUUAUGUUAGUAUGUCAGCUGCACGUGUUUGAAUUAGGAAAGCCAGCACAUUGUUGUUAGUUGCACUGCCAGCAGUAUAAGGAUAGUCUCAACCACAACCAGCACUGUCGCCUGAGAAUGCUUUUGCAAGUGUCAUGUGUGAAGACAAAACUUUACUUUUAUGCCUAAAUUUC
Messenger RNA from Geodia barretti, 5184 nucleotides. The record is from the annotation of a GenBank genome assembly. NCBI's taxonomy places the organism in Eukaryota, Metazoa, Porifera, Demospongiae, Tetractinellida, Geodiidae.